Ilex paraguariensis (yerba mate) is the source of this 420-nucleotide messenger RNA. Lineage: Eukaryota; Viridiplantae; Streptophyta; Magnoliopsida; Aquifoliales; Aquifoliaceae. The record is from the annotation of a GenBank genome assembly.
AUGCUUCAUCGUUUGCGAAAGAGCAUGUUGGAACAGGAAUGGGGCACCUUGAUAGUGGAUGAAUCGCACCAUGUACGCUGUACAAAGAAAAGAUCAGAACCUGAAGAGGUAGUGAAUUCUGUUUUGGGUGUUGCAAUAAAAGCAAUCAUUACUGAAUUUAUGUUGGUUCAAAUACAGGAAAGGCCAAUGGAUAGGGAAUUGGUUAGGGUUGAUAAGGCUUUUAUGGCAAAUUUUGGGCCUAAAAUUAAGACUUGUUUGAGCCAGUGUAGUAGUAUCUCAGCUGACACCUUAAGCCUUUUAUUGUGUGUCUCUUCUCACUUCUCCCUUGUCAUUCACCAGAUAAAAGCUGUCCUUGAUGUAGCAGCUAAGGUCGAGCAUAUAGUUCUGUUGUCAGGGACUCCUUCUUUGUCAAGGUUGUAA